AUGGGUCUCAGUGGUGCCACUUCUGAUUAUGCUUGUUUGUGGUGUAUAGUUCACAAGUCUCAGAGGUGGAAUAUGAAACAUGAAUCAACAUACUACAACUCAGACACAAUGAAAAGAACAAUCAAAUCACUUAAGGAGUGGUGUACAAAAAAGAAAGAGAAUUAUUGUUGUAUCAACCCACCUUUAUUUGAGAUUGAACUAGAUCAUGUCAUUCUGGAUGAACUGCAUAUGAUGUUAAGGAUAACAGACAGGCUGACAGAAAAUUUGAUUAUUGAAGUAAUGGAAAAAGACAGCAAAGAAGAUAUGCACAAACCAAGAGGAGAAUGUAAAGGCAUAGGCCUUGAUAAGCUAAUUAAAGCAAUUAAUGACAUUGGCAUAACAUUUAAUGUGUGGGAAAAACUGAAUGCAGAUGGAAAAUCAAGUAAGCAGAAAGACUGGACAAGUUUAGUUGGCUCUGACAAAAAAAAGCUGAUGAAAUUUCUUCCUGAAAAGCUGAAAUCCAUGAAUAUACUCUUUGAUGAAACCAAGUCUGAGGUCAUAAAGCUUUGGGAAGACUUCCAUUCAUUAUACCUGCUGAUAUGCUGUGCAAAUGCUGAUGAAACUACACCAGAUUCUAUUCACCAAAAGGCCAAAGCAUGGAUAGAAUUAUUUUCCAAGCUUGGUGCGAAACGUGUUGGUUAUGGUAAUGCCAGGGUGACCCCAUACAUGCAUGCAGUUCCAUACCACAUACCCCAGUUUAUCUUAAGUCAUGGGCCAAUCAUACAGUUUUCAGGGCAAGGUGUGGAAAAAAACAACGAUGAUGCUAAGCGCAUAUACUACCAAAAGUCCAAUAAAUGGGAUGCAGCUAAGGACAUUCUGCUUUUGGAGUCUAGGCAAAAAUCUCUAGAGCACCACGAAAGAGAGAAGAGAAAAUAUGUGAAGCGAAAUGAGGAAUGGUGGAAUAGCAAAAUUUUAGACUCAAGGAAAAGAAGAAGGAACACAGAAUCAAAUUAUACUGCAACUACGAGUAACACUCUGGAUGAAUAAACAAACAAAUUGUGCUGAUCACAAGCUUUCCUAUUUAAAGUUAUAACUAUUUUUUCUACAGGAGAUGUUGGGCUCUUUUCUAAUUUCCCACAUGACACUAUGUAGUAAGCUUUUGUGUAUGAAAGGACAGUUUUGAUUUUGAUGGGGAAAUCCACUGUAAUUCCUUGUCCAUGUUCAUCCAGGCAGUAAUACCAAUACACUGGAAGGCCAAAUCUUUUGAAAUCAGAUUUCUCAUAAAACAUAGACUUCUUGUCAGCAGCUAAUUUACCACAGCCCUUAAAUAUGUAUCUUACUAUGUCAUGAUCAAUACGGAUUUCGGUGCUAUGUACAGCUUUUACUGCCUUGGAUUUCAAGAUGCUUGUAAUCCCCUCCAAAAACAAAGCUGAUGCAUUUUCUAGUCUUUCAGGUGUUAUUACAGGGAAUAGGUAAGAUCUGAAAGUUCAAAAUACAUCAAAAGAUCAGAAGCUAUGACUUCCGGAAUUUUUUAUUAAUAAUAUUUUU
Messenger RNA from Nematostella vectensis (starlet sea anemone), 1527 nucleotides. RefSeq lists its product as uncharacterized. The transcript is spliced from 2 exons. Lineage: Eukaryota; Metazoa; Cnidaria; Anthozoa; Actiniaria; Edwardsiidae. The record is from RefSeq and is a predicted model, not a curated record. Bases 1 to 1026 code for a protein of 341 amino acids.